Bemisia tabaci is the source of this 2532-nucleotide messenger RNA. RefSeq names its product Rac GTPase activating protein tumbleweed (gene tum). Gene Ontology annotation, cellular component: spindle midzone; cleavage furrow; midbody. Gene Ontology annotation, biological process: mitotic cytokinesis; Rho protein signal transduction; mitotic spindle midzone assembly. Lineage: Eukaryota; Metazoa; Arthropoda; Insecta; Hemiptera; Aleyrodidae. Gene Ontology annotation, molecular function: GTPase activator activity. The record is from RefSeq and is a predicted model, not a curated record.
AGCUCGUUUGUUUAGAAGCUUGAGCAGCUCGAAAAGUCGUUUUCAUGUUUUAUGUCUUUUUAAAAGUUAUUAAACUAUUCUUUUAAUAAGUAGCCAUGAUUAGUUAAUUGUAGUUGUUUCGAAUAUCCUUUGCGAUUCAAGUAAGGUCAGACAAGAUGAGUUCUUCUUCAUCUUCACAGCGUCAGAGGCUUACGCUUAUUGCCCAGUUUGAUGAUAUUUGUAGAUGUUACGAAAUUUUGGCGGAAGGAUGCGAACAAGAUUUCAAGCGCUUCGUGUUGAGCCAGGAAGGUGUGCGACUAAAAUGGCUAGAAGCAGUCAAUGAGUGUCAACGCAUGAAAGGUGCACUUGAGUCGAGUAACAAUGAGAUCUCAACUCUCAAUAAAAAACUGCGCACAGCCAGGAUAAUGCUUGACCGAGAGAAAGCGAUGAGAAGAAAUGCAGAGCGAGAUUUGGCGGCCAUUAUCAGAGACUAUGCAGCAAUGGAUAACUCUGUCACAAAUGCAACCAUGAGGAGUAGAUACAGCGCUGAUGCCAAGCUAGCAGAUGGUCUGAAUACCAUUAGCGAACGGGAUUCCGACAUACGAUCGGAAUUGAGUUAUUCUCGCUCAGAUGAUGAUUUGGAUGUAUCUUACGGAAAGCAAUGGAAAAGAAAUCGGCCACCACCUAUGGCAAGCCCAGAACCUGUCAGUGCAAAGCGAAGGCGCUCAUCUUUAUCCACGAAUACCAACACAAACUCAAAAAGGACUCUAGAGAUUCAUGGAGGCAAAGAAAGCCUGGUCACAACAACAACCGUGACCAUGAAAAAGGGAGAACCUGUCACCGCAACACAGACAAUGCACACCAUUCCUGCUUCGUCUUCUUCAACGACUUCGCUGUUCGCCCAUCCAACUACUCCGGCAGCAAGACCAUUUCCCAGCCGAACAAAGAUUCAAGCGUCCGCUCCACCAGCAUCUGAUGAUGAAUCAGAUUUUACAAACAUGAAUGAAAAUCUACAGAAUAUCAGCCCCAACAUCAGAGAAUAUGGCGCAGGGAGCCAAAUCAAUUCAAGAAUGCAUCAGUUUAUCCAGAGAACUAUCAUGAAACCAGAAAGCUGUGGUCCCUGUGGCAAGAGAAUUAAUUUUGGCAGGAUGGCCUUGAAGUGUAUAGAUUGUCGAGCUAUUGCUCACUAUGAUUGUAAAGAACAAGUACCAUUACCCUGUGUGGCCAUGGGAACUACACCAACCGGAAAAGGCGCAGUAAAGGGCACCAUUUCUGACUUUACUCCUUCGAUUCCACCUAUGGUACCUGCUCUUGUAAUCCAUUGUAUCAAUGAAAUAGAACAGAGAGGUAUGUCAGAAAUUGGACUCUAUCGCGUUCCGGGAUCAGAUAAAGAAGUGAAGGCUCUUAAAGAGAAAUUCAUGCGAGGAAAGGGUGCUCCAAAUUUAUCACAAAUCAAAGAUAUUCCAGUAAUUUGCAGUUGCUUGAAGGACUUUCUGCGUAAUUUGAGUGAGCCGUUGAUUCCUACGUCAAUGUGGGGUGAUUUUGUCAGGGCAACAGAAGCAGAGAAAACCAAGGCGUUGGACGAAUUUCGUGCUAUUUUGUACCAAGCUAUUUACUGCAGUCUUCCACAACCAAAUCGAGAUACACUAGCUUACAUAAUCCUCCACUUGCAAAGGGUAGCAGAAUCGCCGGAAUGCAAAAUGCCUAUCAAGAGUUUGGCUGAUGUCUUUGGGCCAACCCUAGUUGGGCCGAAAAUCAUGUCUGCCGAUGCCAGUACAGCUUUCAAAGAAAACCAUCAAGCAUCACAGGUUGUCGAGUUGCUUUUGAAAGUCCCAUCUGACUUUUGGGCCGCAAUAAUUUCUCCUUCUGCCACUGUUGGCCCUUACAGCCAACCCACAACUCCAUAUAAUAGUGGAAUGCGGAACACGCCAUCUACAGAAAAUUUAAUGCGUCAGACAGUCAAUAGACUCUUCUCUGGUACCCCUCUGGGGCAAAGGACGCGCCGAAAGAAAAGGUUCUUCGACACACCUCCAAGCCUCAAAAAACAAUAAUUAGUAUCAUUCUAUUUCCCUGCUGUAAGUGCAGGAUAAUUAUAUUCAUAUUAUAUCUGUUAACUAUCUUACUUAGUUGAACGUGUACUUAUGUCACCCAGCCACUAACAUUAUCGUAAUUUUAAGUCUUUUCUCCUCAUUAAGUGCUAGGUACCCUUUUUUGCCAAUUCUCAUAAGUCAAUUUCUUCAAAUUUUCCAGUUUAUAACCACACCUGUGCAGAAAAAUAGUCACUUUUAAUUUUUUGGAUCAUUCGGUCAUAUUUUUGUACGAAUUUACCAUCAGGUUUUCACCCUUGUCUGUUGAUAUUAUGUCGUAUACCUUUGUCCAGGUAGAUGUACUUAUGUAAUAAGACUUAAAUAUUUUCUUAAAUUGUUACUUUUACCAAUUUUAUAUGAAAAAAAAAAAAAGACUGUAUAUAAAUUGAUCUACUCCAUAAUAAUUAUAUUAAGUUAAGCUUGCGGAUCUGACUUUGAAAAUAAACAUCUCAGGUCUAGAAAUGUC